Thecamonas trahens ATCC 50062 is the source of this 1162-nucleotide messenger RNA. RefSeq names its product zinc transporter ZIP1. NCBI's taxonomy places the organism in Eukaryota, Apusomonadida, Apusomonadidae. The transcript has a single exon. Gene Ontology annotation, cellular component: membrane. Gene Ontology annotation, molecular function: zinc ion transmembrane transporter activity. The record is from RefSeq and is a predicted model, not a curated record. Gene Ontology annotation, biological process: zinc ion transmembrane transport. The coding region runs from base 27 to 1073 and encodes 348 amino acids.
GGUAGCGAGAGUGAGGACGGAGGCUGAUGUGGAGCUUGCGCAGAGCAUGGCGGACGGCUGGGAUAGUGGUGGUGGCGGUGGUGGUGGCGGCGGCCGAGAGUGUGGUCGGACAUGGGCAUAGUCACGGACACAGCCAUGGUGGAGGCGCUGGGCACGUCGAGGCGUCGGGCGGGGCCACGCGUGGAGAAGUGAGGAGGGCGGCGUUCUCGUGGAGCAAGCUGUACGCGCUGAUGCUGGUGUUCGGCGUGGCCAUGGCCGGUGGGCUGAUGGCCAUCCGCCUGCAGGCGUACAAGCACAAGGAUCUGGUGAUGGAGCUGGGCAACUCGCUGGCCGGAGGCAUCUUCCUUGCUGCGGGCAUGGUCCACAUGCUCCCGGAGGCCACUGCGGCACUGUACGACGCCUUUCCAGACCUCCCUGUUGCGCCUGCGCUCUGUUUAGCCGGCAUGCUGCUCCCGCUGUGGGUUGAGAACGUGCUCAUGGCCAGCCCGGGCUCGCACGGCCACGGAGCCGAGGGCCACGGCCACAGCCACGGCGGCGGUGGCGGACACACUCACGGCCUGGUCGAGGCACGGGCGCCCGGCGCGCCUGGCACGUCGCCCGUUGGCGCCGUCACCUCAGCCAUCGUGCCAUAUCUCAUUGCGCUGCUGCUCGGCAUCCACUCGCUCAUCGAAGGCAUUGCGCUGGGCGUGGAAAACUCUGAGGCACGGGCGUCGAUGAUUCUUCUUGCUGUGCUUUGCCACAAGGGCCUGGCUGCGUUCUCGCUCGGCGUGGCGCUUACCCGCGCCUCGGUCCCGCUCCCGCGCUUCUUCCAAGUCAUGAUCUUCUUCUCGCUCAUGACUCCGGUCGGCGGCCUGCUCGGCGCCCUUGCUUCGGCCUCGGUCGCCGACUCGCUGCAGUCCGAGCUCGCCGACCUCAUCCUUGCCUUUGCCUCGGGCACCUUUGUCUACGUCGGCCUUGUCGAGAUUGUGCUCGUCGAGGUUGAUCCGUCCAAGGCCAAUGUCGGCCUCAAGUUUACCACCGUCGUUGCCGGCGCCUGCCUCAUGACCGCCAUCGGCAUAUCUAUGCACGGCUGACUAGUCGCGUCACCGGUGGGUGCGAACCUAGCGCCAUUGCGCUUUCGCGCCUUCUUGCUCUUGACCAUGAUAAAGCCAUCAUCGUCGAC